Messenger RNA from Bombina bombina (fire-bellied toad), 1565 nucleotides. RefSeq names its product neurocalcin delta (gene NCALD). The record is from RefSeq and is a predicted model, not a curated record. The transcript has 6 exons. Gene Ontology annotation, biological process: calcium-mediated signaling. Gene Ontology annotation, molecular function: calcium ion binding; tubulin binding; actin binding. Gene Ontology annotation, cellular component: cytosol. The coding region runs from base 544 to 1125 and encodes 193 amino acids. NCBI's taxonomy places the organism in Eukaryota, Metazoa, Chordata, Amphibia, Anura, Bombinatoridae.
UGGGCUGAAAGGUAGCCUAUAAUGAAUCAAGUGUGCACAGAGUAAGACGGAUGACCUAUUGAAAUAAUUUCAGAGCAGUACUGUAGUUGCUACGACAACCAGUGCUCUCUUGGCUUUCAUGUGGCCAUGUGACAGCAAUCUUGACGUCACUGGGGGCAGAACUAGUGGUGCAAGCCGCACAGCCCAAAGGCUUGCGCAUCUGCUGUAUGGUGGAGGACCCACUGUCUCUGUGCUCUGACUGUUGCAGCUUCUCACAGUUUUCUGGAGGAUGGACUGUUAAAGAUCUUCCUGCUGGAAUCUGCGCCGGGCGGUGCACUCAGUGAUGCGCAUAUGUGGUGGGCUCUGGAGUGUCUCAGCUCAACAGAACAGUGUCUCUACGCGGUUGCUCUGGUCACUGAGCUGUCAGAGUUUCUUUGAAAUUGGGGAGAAGUCACCAAGUUGGCUUAUCUUGCUCACAUGUCCGGGAUCUGCAAUGGUCAAUAAUUUGUGAUUAAAGGAGAACCUGUCUUUGUGUAGAAAAUAAGCUGAAAACGUUAUAUCACAAUGGGGAAACAGAACAGCAAGCUUCGUCCUGAGGUCAUGCAGGACUUACUGGAAAGCACAGACUUUACAGAACAUGAGAUUCAGGAAUGGUACAAAGGCUUCUUAAGAGACUGCCCAAGUGGACACUUGACAAUGGAGGAGUUUAAGAAAAUAUAUGGGAACUUUUUCCCUUAUGGGGACGCUUCCAAGUUUGCAGAACAUGUAUUCCGCACAUUUGAUGCCAAUGGCGAUGGAACAAUAGAUUUUAGAGAAUUUAUUAUAGCUUUAAGUGUAACGUCUAGGGGAAAACUUGAGCAAAAGCUGAAAUGGGCGUUCAGUAUGUAUGAUCUGGAUGGUAAUGGAUACAUCAGUAAAUCGGAAAUGCUGGAAAUAGUACAGGCAAUCUACAAGAUGGUGUCUUCAGUAAUGAAAAUGCCUGAGGAUGAAUCAACACCAGAGAAAAGAACAGAGAAAAUCUUCCGGCAAAUGGAUACCAACCGAGAUGGAAAGUUAUCAUUGGAAGAAUUUAUCAGAGGGGCAAAGAGCGAUCCAUCCAUUGUCCGUCUUCUUCAGUGUGAUCCAAGCAGUGCCGGACAAUUCUGAAACCUUCAUUUGGAAAAAAAAAUCUAUUUCUGCUGUUUUUGUUUUUAUUUUGCCAAAUUUAAUUUGUAGUAAAGUAGUAACUUCACAGCCAACCAAACCUUUGUUUGUGGUUUAAAUUAUUUUGGAAUGCUGUCAACCUUUUGAGCUGGACAUUGGCUGUAAUAUUACAUCAUGGCUUCAUUAGUUGUUUUUUUUUAUUGGAUCUUGGUAAAACUUUGAACAAUUUUAUUCUAGACUGCAGGUCAUUGGAGUACUAUUGGGGUUGAAGCAGCAGUUCACAUUUCCAGGAGAGAAUCUCAGCACUGUGAAAAAUGGCAUUUUCCGUUGCUGCUCGUAGAAUUUAAAAAAAAUAUCCUGAAGCAAAAGUACUGGGGAAGAAUCUUGCACACCACUGCCACUUAAAAAGAAAUCCUGGAGGAAUAAAUAUGAUUCCGACUUCA